GGCACUGGUAACAACACCCAAACCUAUUUCUUUCACUUUGCCGAGCGUUCACUGUCCUUCCUACACUGUUUCCUCUGUGCAAUGGAUGGCAGGGAUCUGAGAAGCCUCUUUCUUCUGCUGUCCUCUGCGGCCCUACUACCAUGAGCACUUCUACUCCAUCCACAGCUAAUGGCAACGAUAGCAGACAGUUUAAAGGAGAUCUUCCCCUGUGUCCUUCCCGAGUCCUCCACUCGCAAGUUCCCAUCGAGGUGUCUGAGGCUGAGCUCAUCUCUCUAGGAGUCCCCUUCGGUAGAGUCAACCUGUUGAUGCUCAAAGGAAAAAACCAAGCUUUUAUAGAAAUGGCUUCUGAAGAGGCAGCGAUCACCAUGGUGAACUACUACACCACAGCAACACCUCACGUACGCAACCAGCCAGUCUACAUCCAGUACUCCAACCACCGCGAGCUGAAGACCGACAACCUGCCCAAUCAGGGGAGAGUUCAGGCAGCAUUGCAGGCAGUCAAUGCAGUGACGUUGGGUGGUUCAGCAUCUGGCGGUGACGGAACCCUGAUGCCAGGACAGAGCCCCGUGCUGCGCAUCAUCGUAGAAAACCUCUUCUACCCUGUAUCCCUAGAGGUGCUACACCAGAUCUUCUCUAAGUUCGGGACGGUCCUGAAGAUCAUCACUUUCACCAAGAACAACCAGUUCCAGGCCCUGCUACAAUACGCUGACCCGAUGAAUGCCCAUCACGCCAAAGUGACUUUGGAUGGCCAGAACAUCUAUAACGCAUGCUGUACUCUGCGUGUGGAGUUCUCCAAGCUGACCAGCCUGAAUGUGAAGUACAACAACGACAAAAGCCGAGAUUUCACCCGCCUGGAUCUUCCCUCUGGAGAUGGACAACCUACCAUGGACCCUGCCUUGACUGCCGCCUUUGGUGCUCCAGGUAUCAUCUCUUCGCCUUACGCUGGGGCAGCAGGUUUUGGCCCCGCUAUCGGGUUCCCCCAAGCAGGUCUGUCCAUGCACACGAUGACCGGCGCUCUGGGACCCCUCGCCAUGCCAGGCUCAAUCUCGGGACGGAUGACCCUACACGGCAUGGCCCCCAUCGCUGUUCACGCCGUUCUCCUUGUCUCCAACCUCAACCCUGAUAGCAUAUCACCACAUGUACUGUUCAUCCUAUUUGGGGUGUAUGGUGAUGUGCAUCGGGUCAAAAUUCUGUUCAACAAGAAAGAGAAUGCCUUAAUCCAGAUGGCCGAUGCUACUCAGGCACAGCUUGCUAUGUCCCACCUGAAUGGCCAGCGGCUGCACAGUAAGGUGAUCAGAGUGACCAUCUCUAAGCACCAGACGGUCCAGCUGCCCAGGGAGGGACAGGAAGACCAGGGCCUCACUAAAGACUUCAGCGGCUCCCCGCUACACCGCUUCAAGAAGCCUGGAUCCAAGAACUUUCAGAACAUCUUCCCUCCCUCUGCCACCCUCCAUCUAAUCAAUAUCCCUCCAUCUAUAACCGAUGACAUCCUGAAGGAGCUGUUUGCCGGGACUGGAUACACAGUCAAGGCCUUCAAGUUCUUCCAGAAGGACCGUAAGAUGGCUCUGAUCCAGUUGGGUUCAGUGGAGGAAAGCCAUCAGGCCCUGAUCGACCUCCAACCACACGACCUGGGAGAGAACCAUCACCUCCGCGUGUCCUUCUCCAGAGCACCAUCUGACCCGCCUCACCCAGCGACUCCACCCACCCCGAGGGCCUCGCUCCUGGACUGGGCUAACCCCAUGCCCCCCCCCCCCCAGCCCCUGUUGGGAUUGAAAGGACAGAAACACCCACUUUACUUAAAACAAACAACAGACAAUUAACUAGUUUAGAUUAUAUUGUUGUGUAAUAGACUACUGUAACGCAAGGCCUUCAGACAGAGACUGAUAUAGAGACAGAGCUAAGUAGGCUGGAAGGAGCACUGGUGAUUGAUUCAGGGCAGAGAGUACAACGGUGAUGUGGGCUGACAUGGUGCAUCCUUUAUCUGGCAUUAGAGGACCUAACCCAGGAAGACUAGACCCUAACCCAGGGAAGACUG
Molecule: messenger RNA, 2035 nt
Organism: Salvelinus sp. IW2-2015
Lineage: Eukaryota; Metazoa; Chordata; Actinopteri; Salmoniformes; Salmonidae
Product: polypyrimidine tract-binding protein 3
Biological process (GO): regulation of RNA splicing; mRNA processing
Cellular component (GO): nucleus
Molecular function (GO): mRNA binding
Source: RefSeq, a predicted model, not a curated record